AUUUCAAUUAAUUAGUGAACUCAACAGUGUAGUCUCCUUUGGUUGAACAACUUUAUUUUAGUAUUAUAUUUUCCUUCAAAAAGCUUUUGCCGGUCGAAGCACUCAAUCCUCGUGUUCUUAUAUAUAAGAUUGUGAUGUUUAUGGCCUCAUCUCAUGCUCUGAACUUGUUGUUUUCCAUUGGUGUUUGGUGCUCUGCUUAUCUCACUGUUGCAAUCAUCUCCUAUCUCCGUGUUUUCAGCUCUCUUUGCUCUUUCUGAUCAUAGUUUACUCUCAAGAAAACGAUUAAAAAUGGGUUAUGCUCAGCUUGUUAUUGGCCCUGCUGGCAGUGGAAAGUCUACUUAUUGUGCUAGUUUGCAUAAACACUGUGAGACGGUUGGCCGGACAAUCCACAUUGUUAAUCUAGAUCCUGCUGCUGAGAAUUUUAACUAUCCUGUUGCAACGGAUAUCAGGGAACUUAUUUCGUUGGAUGAUGUUAUGGAGGAACUUGGUCUUGGUCCUAAUGGUGCUCUAAUGUACUGCAUGGAUGAACUUGAAGAAAAUUUGGAUGACUGGUUGGCAGAAGAGCUGGAAAAUUACACGGAUGAUGACUAUCUAGUUUUUGACUGUCCAGGCCAGCUAGAACUUUAUUCACACGUUCCAGUGCUUCGGAACUUUGUGGAGCAUUUAAAGCGUAAAAAUUUCAAUGUCUGCGCUGUAUACUUGCUCGAUUCUCAGUUCGUCACGGAUGUGACUAAGUUUAUUAGCGGGUGUAUGGCAUCUCUUUCUGCUAUGAUACAACUUGAAUUGCCUCAUGUUAAUAUCCUCUCCAAAAUGGACCUUGUAACCAAGAAAAAGGACAUUGAAGACUACUUGAAUCCGGAGUCUCGAGUUUUGCUUUCAGAACUAAAUAGUCGAAUGGCUCCUCAAUUUGCAAAGCUUAAUAAGGCUUUAAUUGAACUGGUCGAUGAGUAUAGCAUGGUGAGUUUUGUGCCACUUGACUUGAGGAAGGAGAGUAGCAUAGAAUAUGUGUUGGCUCAAAUUGACAAUUGCAUCCAGUACGGAGAAGACGCAGACGUUAAGAUCAAAGAUUUUGAUGCAGAUGAUGAUGAGUAGAUUUAUGGUUUAUAAGCGUUCCUUAAUUGUUGAUAUGCUUGGAUUGCAGUCCUUCGCCGGAUUGAUAUCAUGAACUUAUAAAAAUGCGUAUACGUUUGUAGAUAAACUUGAGAAAGAUGGUGAGUUUUGCAGCAAGGCUUCGCUCUUGCUAUAUACCAAAGUUUCAAUAUCGUCCCCAAGUUAAUGAUCAACGAUCAUUUUGGUCCCCUCUCGAAAUGCAAACAAAUUAUUGUUUUGUUGUUUGGAAUGUAUGAUGUGAUUUGUUUUGCA
Molecule: messenger RNA, 1362 nt
Organism: Mercurialis annua (annual mercury)
Lineage: Eukaryota; Viridiplantae; Streptophyta; Magnoliopsida; Malpighiales; Euphorbiaceae
Product: GPN-loop GTPase 3
Exons: 10
Coding region: 289-1092 (267 amino acids)
Molecular function (GO): GTPase activity
Source: RefSeq, a predicted model, not a curated record